Messenger RNA from Eruca vesicaria subsp. sativa (arugula), 1628 nucleotides. The record is from the annotation of a GenBank genome assembly. Lineage: Eukaryota; Viridiplantae; Streptophyta; Magnoliopsida; Brassicales; Brassicaceae.
AAAAAAUCAGCGAAGAACCAAACCAUGGAGAUCGGAGAAGAGAUAGAGACAGCGAAAAAGAGAUGCGAAUCAGUCAUAAACACAAUCAAAAACCUUCCUUCCUCAACCUCAACUUCCAUCACCACACUCCUCAAACUCGCAUCCUCCGAGCUCUCCUUCCUCUCCUCCCUCUCCUCUCCUCCACACCCUCCUCUCAGCGUCAACAUCGGCCACAUCGAAUCCGUCCUAUGGAUCCUACGCCACCCUUCCAUAACCGCCGUUUCCCGCGUCUGCAAACCUCUCCCUCUUUUAAACAACAGCGUCCACGUGGAUCUCGUGUGUACCCUCGGAAAGUCUCCGGUCUGGAUCAUCGUCUCCGAUAGAAACCCUAAUUACAUCACCUGGAGUGAAAGUGAAACCAAGGGUUUGAAAUCUAGAAUUGAGACGAUUCUCUCCGCUGCUCACUCCACUACGACGUUGAAACCUUCUUCGUUGAUUCUCUUCUUCGCUAAUGGUUUGCCUUUAUCGGUUCACGAGAGGUUGAGAGAUGAGUUUGGAGGUAAAGAUUUCGACUUUGGGUCGGGUUUGGAUUUUUACUACGAGGAGACAUUAGAUGGAGGAGAUUGGGUUAAUGUUGUUCCGACAAGGUCGUUUAAAGACUCUGUUUCUGUCGAGAUUAAGCUCGUUGAUGGAUCACGUGACGAGUCACGUGCGUUUGAUGAGGAAGUUGUGGUAGUUGAAGGAGAGAUGAGUUUGAAAGAUGGUUUUUCGUGUGUACUCUCGUCAAUGAGAUUGAAAGGUGGAGACUUUCUUGUGAAUUUUGACACGACGGCUCUUGUGGCUCUUGUUUCUGGGAUUGCUAAUGGAUGUGCGGAGAGGAUCUUGGAGGUGGAUGAGAGUGUGUUGGAGGAGAAGUUUAAAGGGAAUACUGUUUUCGUGAUUGCUCAGGCGAGAUCUGAAGUUGAGAAGUCAGUGCUUGUGAGGAUGAGAGAUGUGUUGUCAGGGAAGAGAGGGGUUGUGUGUGAGAGUGUCGUUUCGGAGUUUAAGGAGUUAGUAUCUAUGUAUGGUGGACCCAAUGAGAAGCACAGAGCUGAGCAGUUGUUGAAGAGUUUAAUGGUGGUGGAUGAUAAUCCCACGGAGCGUGUGAUGGGGCUUCCAACAACGAGGAAGUUAGCAAUGAAGAACAAGAUUGUGUUUGGGACAGGUGAUAGAUGGGGAGCUCCUACGUUGACUGCAAACAUGGGGUUUGUCAGAGCCGUGGCUCAGUCAGGGAUGUCUCUCUCUACUAUUGAACAUAGCCCUCGUGCUCUCACUGGUGAUUAGCCAAAUGUUCAACUUCUACUUAUUCUGUAAUUACUUUAGUUCAAAAGACCAGACCUUAUGUUAGGGGAAACCAAUAAAACAGAACCUAGCCUUUUUACUUCUAUCUGGUGUAGUUCUGGACCAGCAAAGAGACCUUAUCAAGGCAGUUGCCCAAUGGUUAUGUUGGUUUCGUUGGUAAUGAUCUCACUGCGGAUAACACGUUCCGAAGAUAUUGUACUAACUAUUGCCUACAUGGAGCUGAAUGUUUGUAUGAUCUUCAGUGUUGUUUCAACAGUUCUGGUUUAACGGUUGGUUUUGAGUCUUUGUCAGUGUUUGGUGGAGUACAG